Molecule: messenger RNA, 8724 nt
Organism: Brienomyrus brachyistius
Lineage: Eukaryota; Metazoa; Chordata; Actinopteri; Osteoglossiformes; Mormyridae
Gene: dscamb
Product: Down syndrome cell adhesion molecule b
Exons: 33
Coding region: 186-6239 (2017 amino acids)
Biological process (GO): dendrite self-avoidance; axon guidance; homophilic cell-cell adhesion
Cellular component (GO): plasma membrane; axon
Molecular function (GO): cell-cell adhesion mediator activity
Source: RefSeq, a predicted model, not a curated record
GCGAGAAAGGAGGGGACAGAAAGACAGCGAACACCGCCACUGAAAAGCUGGACUGAUUUUCCUAUAGCCAACAGCUUUGUAACAUUUGCUAUUGAGAAAACAGAAGAAAAAUAAAGGAAACUAAGGGAGAAAGUGCACAGAGUAAGAAGAAAAAAGCAUAGCUGGGGGAUUUAAAGGAGCGGGGCAUGUGGAUAUUGGCUAUUAUCUUUUUCCACAGCAUCUUGAAUGUUUUCAGUGAAGAUCUACGUUCCAGCUUAUAUUUUGUCAAUGCAUCUCUGCAAGAGGUAGUGUUUGCCAGCACCACAGGGACCCUGGUGCCCUGUCCCGCGGCGGCCGUGCCCCCGGCAUCACUGCGCUGGUACCUCGCCACCGGAGAGGAGAUCUAUGACGUCCCAGGGAUCCGCCACGUCCACCCCAACGGCACUCUCCAGAUCUUCCACUUCCCCCCCUCAAGCUUUAGCAACUUAAUCCAUGAUAACACGUACUAUUGCACAGCCGAAAAUCCUUCAGGGAAAAUUAGAAGCCAAGAUGUUCAUAUUAAGGCCGUCUUACGGGAGCCCUAUGCGGUCCGCGUGGAGGACCAGCGAGCCAUGAGGGGCAAUGUAGCGGUGUUCAAGUGCAUUAUCCCUGCCUCUGUGGAGGCCUACAUCACUGUUGUAUCGUGGGACAAAGACACAGUCUCGCUUGUCUCAGGAUCUAGAUUUCUCAUUACAUCCACGGGAGCCUUGUAUAUUCUAGAUGUACAGAAUGAGGACGGAUUGUAUAACUACCGCUGCAUCACACGGCAUCGCUACACCGGCGAAACCAGGCAAAGCAACAGUGCCCGCCUCUUUGUCUCAGACCCGACAAACUCCGAGCCGGUGAUCCUGGAUGGCUUUGACCGGCGUGAGGUCAUGGCCUCCCAUCGGGUGGAGCUUCCCUGCAAGGCAUCAGGGCACCCAGCCCCCAAGUACCGCUGGCUGAAAGACAACAGCCCCCUGGAGUCGGACACCCGCUUCCGGCAGAGCGUGACGGGCUUGGUGAUCGAGAGCACGCGGCCCUCCGACACCGGCACCUACGUGUGCGAGGUGUGGAACAGCUACGGCAACGCCGAGGUUAUCGGGCGUCUCCUGGUGAAACAGCCCCUGAAGGCGGUGAUAAGUCCGCGCAAGGUGAAGGGCAGCGUGGGAAGCCAGGUGUCCCUUUCCUGCAGCGUGACCGGCUCGGACGAGUACGAGCUGUCGUGGUAUCGCAAUGGGGAGGUCAUCUAUCCGGGCAACAACGUGCGGAUCACGGGCAACAACCGUGAGAACUUGGUGAUGGAAGGCAUGGCCAAGAGCGACGGGGGCGCCUACCAGUGCUUUGCGAGGAACGGCAAGAUGUCCGCCCAGGACUUCGUCCAGGUCAUCUUGGAAGAUGGCACCCCGAAGAUCCUGUCAGCGUUCAGCGAGAAGGUGGUGAGCCCCAACGAGCCCGUGUCUCUGGUGUGCAAUGUCAAGGGUACACCGAUGCCCACCGUCUCCUGGACCCUGGAUGACGAGCUGGUGGUGAAGGACAGCAACCACCGAAUGGGCCAGUUCAUCACCAUGGAAGGCAACGUGCUCAGCUACCUGAACAUCUCGAACACCCAGGUCCGGGACGGUGGGGUUUACCGCUGCACCUGCAACAACUCGGCGGGAGUGGUCACCUACCAGGCUCGAAUAAACGUAAGAGGGCCUGCCAGCAUCCGCCCAAUGAAAAACCUCACAGCCAUAGCUGGGCGGGACACCUACAUCCACUGCCGUGUCAUUGGCUACCCGUACUACUCCAUCAAGUGGUACAAGAACUCCAACCUGCUGCCCUUCAAUCACCGGCAGCGGGCCUUUGAGAACAACGGCACGCUGAAGCUGUCCGACGUGCAGAAGGACGUGGAUGAGGGCGAGUACACCUGUUACGUGCUGGUGAAGCCCCGACUGGAAACCAGUCAGAGCGUCUACGUCACCGUCAAAGUGCCCCCCUUCAUCCAGCCCUUCGAGUUCCCACGCUUCUCCAUUGGCCAGCGGGUCUUCAUCCCCUGCGUGGUGGUGUCCGGAGACCUGCCCAUCUUCAUCACCUGGCAGAAAGACGGCCGGCCAAUCCCGGCCAGCCUGGGCGUCACCAUCGACAACAUCGACUUCACCAGCUCGCUGCGCAUCUCCAACCUCUCGCUCAUGCACAACGGCAACUAUACCUGCAUCGCCCGCAACGACGCUGCCGCUGUGGAGCACCAGAGCCAGCUCAUCGUCCGAGUUCCUCCAAGGUUCGUGGUGCAACCGAGAGACCAGGACGGAAUUUACGGAAAAGCCGUGAUCCUGAACUGCUCAGCAGAAGGCUACCCUGUCCCGACGAUAGUGUGGAAGUACUCCAAAGGUGCCGGCGUGCCCCAGUUCCAGCCCAUUGCCCUGAACUCGGGCUUCCGGAUCCAGCUGCUCGUGAACGGCUCGCUGCUCAUCAAGCACGUGCUGGAGGAAGACAGCGGCUACUACCUGUGCAAGGUCAGCAACGACGUGGGAGCCGACGUCAGCAAGUCCAUGUACCUCAACGUGAAAAUCCCGGCCAUGAUCACGUCGUACCCCAACACCACGCUAGCCACGCAGGGCCAGAAGAAGGAGUUGAGUUGCACGGCGCAUGGGGAGAUGCCCAUCAUGGUCCGCUGGGAGAAGGAGGACCGUAUCAUCAAUCCCGAGAUGAGCCGCUAUGUAGUCUCCUUCAAGGAGGUGGGCGACGAGGUCAUCUCCACCCUCCAGAUCUUGCCCACUGUAAGGGAAGACUCCGGGUUCUUUUCCUGUCAUGCAAUCAAUAGUUAUGGUGAAGACAGGGGAAUCAUCCAGUUAACAGUUCAAGAGCCUCCGGACCCUCCAGAGGUGGAGAUCCGAGAAGUCAGGGAUCGGACGAUAGCCCUCCGUUGGACGAUGGGGUUCGACGGCAACAGCCCCAUCACUGGCUACGACAUCGAGUGCAAAAACAAAUCAGCGUCCUGGGGUUCAGCCCAAACAACCAAAGACGUCUCCCCCCAGCUGAACCAGGCCACCAUCAUCGACCUCCACCCCUCCUCCACCUACAACAUCCGCAUGUUCGCCAAGAACCACAUCGGGAAGAGCGAGGCCAGCAACGAGCUCACCAUCACCACCGACGAAGCGGCCCCCGAUGGCCCUCCGCAGGAAGUGCAGCUGGAAGCUAUUUCCUCGCAAAGCAUCAAAGUCACCUGGAAGGCCCCAAAGAAGCACCUGCAGAACGGUAUGAUCCGCGGCUACCAGGUGGGGUACCGAGAGUACAGCACUGGAGGCAGCCACCAGUUUAACAUCAUCAGCGUGGACACCACCGGGGACACUGAGACCAUCACGCUGGACAAUCUGAAGAAGUUCACCCAGUACGGGGUGGUGGUGCAGGCUGGGAACCGUGCAGGCACGGGGCCCUCGUCCCAGGAGGUCAUCGCUACCACCCUGGAGGAUGUUCCCAGUCGUCCUCCUGAGAGUGUCCUGGCCUCCGCCACAUCUCCAGAGACCAUCUCCCUCUCGUGGUCCACCCCUGCCAAAGAAGCACUCAACGGUAUCCUCCAGGGCUUCCGGGUCAUUUACUGGGCCAACCUUCCUGAUGGAGAGCUGGGAGAGAUCAGGAAUGUCACCACGUCUCAACCUUCCCUGGAGCUGGAUGGUCUGGAGAAGUACACCAACUACAGCAUCCAGGUGCUCGCCUUCACGCGCGCGGGUGAUGGAGUACGCAGUGAGCAGAUCUUCACACGGACGAAGGAGGACGUCCCUGGACCCCCUGCUGGAGUGAAGGCUGCCGCCGCCGCCAACUCAGUGGUGUUCGUCUCCUGGCUGCCGCCCCUCAAACUCAACGGCAUCAUCAGGAAGUACACCGUCUUCUGCUCGAACCCCUACCCGACGGUAAUGAGCGAGUUUGAGGCCUCCCCGGACGUGUAUUUCUACCGUAUCCCCAACCUCAGUCGCAACCGUCAGUACAGCAUCUGGGUCGUCGCCGUGACGGCCGCAGGUCGCGGGAAUUCCAGCGACAUCAUCACCGUCGAGCCCCUGGCCAAAGCCCCUGCCCGGAUCUUAACAUUCAGCGGGACGGUGACAACGCCAUGGAUGAGGGACAUAGUCCUACCCUGCAAAGCCGUGGGAGACCCAUCUCCAAGCAUCAAGUGGCUGAAGGGGAGCAAUGGCACCCCUAGCCCAGUCCUGAUCGAUGGACGCCGCAGCGUCCAUAGCAACGGCAGCUUCGUCAUCCGUACUGUGAAAGCAGAGGAUUCUGGGUACUACAGUUGCGUGGCUAGCAAUAGUUGGGGGUCUGAUGAAAUCAUGCUUCACCUGCAGGUUCAAGUUCCUCCCGACCAGCCACGUCUUACGGUAACCAAGACGACCACCACAUCAAUCACCCUGUCCUGGAUACCAGGUGACAAUGGAGGGAGCUCCAUCAGAGGAUACAUCUUGCAGUACUCUGAGGACAACAGUGAGCAGUGGGGCAGCAUUUCCAUCAGUCCCAGUGAACGUUCCUACCGCCUAGAGAACCUCAAGUGCGGCACCUGGUACAAGUUUACACUCACAGCACAGAACGGAGUUGGCCCUGGGCGCAUCAGCGAGAUCAUCGAGGCCAAGACCCACGGCAAAGAACCUCAGUUCCCCAAAGAGCAAGAGCUGUUCGCGAGCAUCAACUCCACCCGCGUCAGGCUGAACCUGAUUGGCUGGAACAACGGCGGCUGCCCCAUCACCUCCUUCACGCUGGAGUACCGACCCGUGGACUCCACCGUUUGGACGACGGCCCAGCGCACUUCCCUGACCAAGAGCUACAUCCUGUAUGACCUGCAGGAGGCAACAUGGUACGAGCUCCAGAUGAAGGUCUGCAACAGCGCGGGCUACGCUGAGAAGAGGGUCAAAUUCGCCACCCUCAAUGCCGAUGGAAGUACCAUACCACCACUGGUGAAGACAGAUGAUGAAAGUAAGAAGAACAUGGUAAGCAACGAGGGCCUGAAGAUGAUGGUAACCAUCUCCUGCAUUCUGGUGGGCAUCGUCUUGCUCUUCGUCCUGCUGCUGGUACUGAGGAGACGGAGGAGAGAGCAGAGGCUGAAGAGACUGCGAGAUGCAAAGAGCUUGGCAGAAAUGCUGAUGAGUAAGAACACAAGGACGCCCGACACAAUGAACAAGCAGCAGCAGACACUUCGAAUGCACAUAGAUAUUCCCAGGGCCCAACUUCUCAUAGAGGAGCGAGACACGAUGGAGACAAUCGACGAUAGGUCUACAGUUCUGCUAACGGAUGCCGACUUCGGGGAGACUUCGAAGCAGAAGUCAUCCACGGUCACGCACACCGUGCACUACCAGUCGCUCUCGCAGGCGACAGGCCCGCUAGUGGAUGUAUCUGAUGCCCGACCUGGAACCAACCCCACUGCCCGCCGCACUGCCAAAGCCGGUCCCGCCACCAGAAACCGCUACGCCAGCCAGUGGACACUGAACAGGCCACACCCACCCGUCUCCUCCCACACUCUGAGCACAGACUGGAGGCUGCCCACACCCCGGGCCACUGGCUCUGUGGACAAAGAGAGUGACAGCUACAGCGUCAGCCCUUCUCAGGACACAGACCGGGCGCGGAGCAGCAUGGUCUCCACGGAGAGUGCCUCCUCCACCUACGAGGAGCUGGCCCGGGCCUACGAGCACGCCAAGAUGGAGGAGCAGCUCCGGCACGCCAAGUUCACCAUCACCGAGUGCUUCAUUUCCGACACGUCCUCUGAGCAGCUGACCGCCGGCACCAACGAGUACACCGACAGCCUCACCUCCAGCACGCCCUCCGAGUCAGGCAUCUGCAGGUUCACGGCAUCCCCACCGAAACCUCAGGAUGGGGGCCGGGUCAUGAACAUGGCCGUCCCCAAGGCACACAGACCAGGAGGCGAGCUGGUGCACCUGCCCCCAUAUCUCCGGAUGGACUUCCUCCUAAACCGCGGGCUCCCAGCAUCCGGGCGCGAGGCGGCCAUGGGCCAGGCCUGCCUGGAGCCUCAGAAGAGCCGCACGCUGAAGCGGCCGGCCCUCCUGGAGCCCACUUCGACUGAGGCGGGGGCAGCGGCGGGGGCGAGUAGCCGCGAGGUGCAGCAAUGGCAGCCCGGGACUGCCUCCACGCUGCCGCAGCGGGAGGGGGGCGACCUGGCCCAGGCCGCCAAAAUGAGCAGCUCCCAGGAGUCACUAUUGGACUCAAGGGGACACUUGAAACAGAGCAGCAACCCUUACGCAAAAUCUUAUACCCUGGUAUAACACAGAGCACGGACAGGACUACAGACACGAGAGCUCUGUCGAGAAAACGGAAGACAAAAAAAAAAACAAACAAAAAAAAAACACACGCACACAGACGCGGACUAUUGAAAACAGAAGCUGUAUAUAUUUCUGACUCCAAAUGGAUGGUUAACUUUCUUUCUUACGCAUUCCUUCCUUUCUUUACCUCUGUCCUUUCUGUUUUCUUUUCUACUUGAGUAUUUGUUUAUUUUAAAACACUUCACGUGAAGAUUGCCAAAAUAAUUUAUUUAAAAGUCGAAAGAGAAAAAUAAUAUUGGAAUUAUUAUAAUGAUGGUGAUGACGACGAUGAUUAUUAUACAGAAACAAAAGAAACGUGUGAGAAGGAGAAGAAGAGGAAACUGGACCAUUUGGUAGGACAACUGCUUUCCUUUUUUUUUGGUCCGAGCAAGAUGCUCUGGGUAACAACCAGAUUUUCUAUCAAGACAAGUCUUCACGUGACAGGAGGCAUUUGUACGAGCGAGAAGAAAUUCCAUUAACGCAAGAUAAGCCGCCCUACUUGUCCAGUCUUCUCAGAUUGUUGAGUCUUUUAAUCAAUUUCCUAUGAUUGCAUGGGAACUGAGGAAGGUAAUGGCUGGAAAUCCCACUGAGAAUUUUGUCACAUUAUGAAAUUAUAAAAUGUGAAGAUUUAUUAUAUAUAUAUAAAUAUAUAUAAAUAUAUAUAAAAGAAAUCAAUUUAUUUGUGGAUAUUACAGGGAAAAAAAUUGAUUUGAUUAAUAAAGUCCUUAGUCAUGUUUGCACAAAUCUGGUUUUAAUUAGGAAAUGGAGGCAACUGGCGAUUAUUUAACAGCCCCCCCCCCUCCCCUUUCCCAAACGGAAACAGAGCAGGCGGCCGCGUGAUCGAGCCGAGGUCGUGAGCACGCACCGCCGCGCAGACGUUCUGCAAUAAUUUAUCCAGGUGUUAAUGGUUUAUGCACAGGUCACCCACUUGGUAAGUGGCGUUUCUUUCUGCGUGGGUGCUGCUCGCACGCACUGGCGUUCCUUUCAAGACCAAAGAAGCACCUCGACUUUGUCGACCACUCGCGGUCAAGCCAGCAGUAAGUCGGGUGGGGUUGGGGGGGGGUGAUGUCGGUUACCCCCGUCGUUUAACGUCACUGCGUCGCGACGCCUCUCCUCUGUCUUCGCGGAAACUGUGACAAUCCAGCGAAUAUGUCCUCCACCCGCCAAUGCCCCCUCCCCCUUGCCCAAUACCAUGCCGCCAAAAAUCGUAACCGCAACUAUACUCCGACUGUCAUCGCUGUCAUGCACAACCAGCCCUUUCCUUGCAGAAGAGAGGUGAACACCUGAGGGUAGACGAUGGCACGAUCAUAAACCAUUUCUACUGGAGUUGUUCUGUGAGACCUUUUCGAAAUGAGCCCAGCUAGGCCCGUGGUAUCUAUCACGCUGUGCUUCCCUUUUGAAAAAGCUCUCGUCCCAUCGAUAGACGCGGUAAUUAAAUCUCAGCCAACAGAUGGCGCCAUGUGGUUAUGGGAAGUGUGUUAUUUUUUUGCAGCGUGAAUGUCAAGGAGAUGCGUUAACACUCUGCGUUGAAGCGAAACCAUGACAAUCUUAAAGGGAGGAUCUGGAACAGUGAUAAUGACGCUGUUUCUGGCUGUGGCCGUACAGAAAGAACUGAGUUGUUAUUCCGCAUUGAGAUGAGAUAAUGUCAGAGAUCAAUUGAAUACUUUUGCACUGGCCUCUUACUGCCUGCAGAGGGCAGUGUGACAGAAUAAAGAAGCUUGGCACUACACUGGCCUUUCACUAUGCCUGAAGGAGAGGCUGAAAUCGUCAAAUAUGCCUCGGUGGAAUGCUAAGAAUGUUGUUUUGGUGCAAUACUAGGUCCUUGGUUCCUUUACCAAACAUAAUGUGUGUGCGCACAUUAAGUGUAACGUUCCACAGAAAACAAGAAGCUCUACCCAGGAAUAUCAGCAUGUAGGGCAUUAAAAAAAUCAGCAGACAACACUUUGUAUUCAUAAUCUGUAUUGUGUUUUAAAACUUGAAGAUGUUUUAAGAUCCAGUGCGUUUUCUCCUCCAAUAUACAUUAAGUGCGUUGGUGUGUAUAUGUAUGCACACAUAUUAAAACAUUCAGCAUUACCCGACAUUUGGCUACUCCAAGAGACUUUUCUGAAUGAUUUUCAAAGUUAAAGGCAGAGAAGUAAAGUAGGCAACAAUUUACCAUUCCAUGAUGGCAGCAAUGUUUUAGAAUUUGUCUCCUUUGCCGUCGCUGUAGCAGGACUCCAGUUUGGGUAUUUUACAGGCAUACUGGUGGGCUGCCUUCAGUUUUAGUCAGGAUGGUAUGAAAUUUGGAAAAACAGGGCACCAACAAUAUGUUUUCGUUUGUUUUUGUCUUUGCUCCACUUAUCCUGAAAGGAGGUGUGAACCACACUGCUGGAUGCGAAGGGUCGUUCUCUGAGUAAAACGUAACCUGCAAAUGUGAGGCUUCUCUGAUUAUCAGAGACCCCCCCCCCCC